GCUGCAGGAGCAGCCCAGGGGGGCUGGAGUUUUCCUGGGUCAUGCCACGGCUCUCUGUGGCUGUCACUUGGGGCAGAGCUCGUGACAAGGACGUCCGUGUGUCCCGCAGGGAAGGAGCUCCCUGGAGAGGCUGAUACAGGGGAGCGGCCGGAUGAAGCCGGGAGCUGCUGGUGGGUGAGAGACCCCCGAGCUCUGCAUGGAUGGGAAUGGGGAGAGCUGCCCGCAGUAGGAGCCCAGGGCAGCUGGAAACCCCCGGCCUCUUCCUCCCAGCUUUCCUGCUCCUCUUCCUCUGCAGGCAUGUCUCCUCCCAGUGCAAGAUCCUCCGCUGCAACUCGGAGUACGUGGCGGCCACGCUGCAGCUGCACGGGCCCGAGCGCGGUGCCGCGUUCUGCAGCGCGCUGCGCUCCUACUCGCUGUGCGCGCGGCGCACCGCCCGCACCUGCCGCGGCGACCUGGCCUUCCACUCGGCCGUGCACGGCAUCGAGGACCUCAUGAUCCACCACAACUGCUCCAAGGAAGGCCCCACGGCCCCGCCGCGGCCCGCGGCGCCCAACCCGCACGGCUUCGAGGCGCUCGACGUCUGCGACUACGAGAGGAGCUUCCUCUACAAGCACGGCCGGCCGCCCGGCUUCCAGCACUGCGCCGCUUUUGGGGACCCCCACAUCCGAACGUUCCACCACGACUUCCACACGUGCCGCGUGGAGGGCUCCUGGCCGCUGCUGGACAACGAGUACCUGUUUGUGCAGGCCACCAGCUCGCCGGUGGCCAAGGGGUCCAACGCUACGGUCACCAGCAAGCUGACCAUCAUCUUCAAGAACAUGAAAGAAUGCAUCGACCAGAAGGUCUACCAGGCCGAGCUGGACAACGUCCCCGCGGCAUUCCAGGACGGCUCCGUCAACGGCGGCGCGCGCCCCGGCGGCAGCAGCUUGGCCAUCCGGGAGCGCAGCCCCGGCCGGCACGUGGAGAUCCGCGCCGCCUACAUCGGCACCACCAUCGCCGUGCGCCAGGCCGGCCGCCAGCUCUCCUUCUCCAUCCGCGCCGCCGAGGAGGUGGCCAGGGCCUUCACAGAGGAGCAGGACCUGCAGCUGUGCGUGGGAGGUUGCCCCCGCAGCCAGCGCAUGUCCCGCAGCCCCCGCGGGCGCGGCCGCGUCCCCGCGGAGACGGCGCGAGCGCUCUGCCGGGAGAUGCUGCCCGUGGAGGAUGUCUACUUCCAGUCGUGCGUCUUCGACGUGGUCACCUCGGGGGAUGUCAACUUCACCAUGGCAGCGCACGGGGCGCUGGAGGAUGCCCGGCUCUUCCUGCCCGACGCUGAGAAGCUUCACAUCUUCCAAGCUGGAGGAGGCUGCCAACUCAGCUCUCCGUCGUUGCUCCUCCUCCUCUUCCUCCUCCCAUGUGGACUUUGGGCUGUUUUGUUGCACUUUUAAUCUGCCUGUUCCAGGGGUACCUGGAAGAAUCUUGGGGUACUUGGAGGAAUUUUGUGGUCCAAGAGGUAUCUGGAAGGAUCUUGUGGCCCAUGGGUUUCCCAAAGGAAUCUUGUGGUCCAAGGAGUACCUGGAGGAAUCUUGGGGUACCUGCAGGAAUCUUGUGGUCCCUUGAGAGCUGCUGGCUCCAAGCUGCAGCCAGGAGAGGUUCCUCACCUUGAAGGAGGUGUCUCAGAGACCCAGGAGAGGGAAAAGGUGACCCCUGGUUUGCACCCACUGGUCUCACACGGAUGGUGAAGCUGCCCCCAGCUCCUCUCGUGAGGAAGGCAGAUCCAAAUUUUUCCGUUCCAUUCUGACACGUUCCUUUUCCCCUAAGGAUGUGACAGUGCCUCAAAGGAAAAUAAACCCCCUGGGUUAGAAAGCCCCUCUGUCCCUCAGAGCCUUUCCAUAACUCACUUCCCACCUUUCCCCCAUGCUAAUCCAGCAGAAUUCCACUCAGGAGCCCUAUAAAUCCAGAAAUAAUGGACUCAAAGCCCAAAGCCCAAUUUUCAGCAAUAAUUUUCUUUUUAAUGGAUUUGGGACUUUUCCUUCAGCUGCUCCCAAAGCAGAGCAAGGCCACAAAUCAUUUUGGGGAGCGUGGUGACCAAGAGGGAGAAAUCAGCUGGGUUUUUUUGAGUGGAAAUCAGCCGGUUUUGUCCAUGUGUUCCUCUUCCAGGAUAAAUAACAAGUGGAUCUCCAGCAGUGGGAGCUGUGGAGCUUGGGACCUCCUACAUCCCAGGCCACUGUUGCUAUUUUUCCUUGUUUUCUUGGCACCUGUCGUGGACUGAUUUUAGCCGGGUCUGGACUUGGGACCGGUGUCAGGUUUUAGAGAGGACAAAACACCGCUUGGGAAUUCUCUCCCUUGGGCCCAGAUUCUCUGUCGCUGCUGAAAUCCAACCCAGACUGAUUGGAAAAACAGAAUUCCUGAUGGCAAAGAGCCAGCUGGGCACACAGACGGGCAGGGCACUUCCCCGUGGAAGGUGCAGAACUGCACAGGGGAGGGCAAAUUUCACAUAUUUCUGAGGAUUUCACUAAAGCAGAUGGAGUUCUACAGGAGAAAUCUUUUCCUUAAGGAAGACUUUCCUUUAUUUUUAAUAAAGUAUUACAAACUUG
Molecule: messenger RNA, 2573 nt
Organism: Passer montanus (Eurasian tree sparrow)
Lineage: Eukaryota; Metazoa; Chordata; Aves; Passeriformes; Passeridae
Gene: HJV
Product: hemojuvelin BMP co-receptor
Exons: 4
Coding region: 201-1424 (407 amino acids)
Biological process (GO): BMP signaling pathway
Cellular component (GO): plasma membrane
Molecular function (GO): coreceptor activity
Source: RefSeq, a predicted model, not a curated record